Temnothorax curvispinosus is the source of this 563-nucleotide messenger RNA. It is a transcript of the gene RpL32, whose product is annotated as 60S ribosomal protein L32. Gene Ontology annotation, molecular function: structural constituent of ribosome. NCBI's taxonomy places the organism in Eukaryota, Metazoa, Arthropoda, Insecta, Hymenoptera, Formicidae. The transcript has 4 exons. Bases 115 to 519 code for a protein of 134 amino acids. Gene Ontology annotation, biological process: translation. The record is from RefSeq and is a predicted model, not a curated record. Gene Ontology annotation, cellular component: cytosolic large ribosomal subunit; ribosome.
UCCACGACGGGAAAGCGAGGCCAGCGAGGGUAAUCGUGAAUCCUAACCCUAACCUCUUUCCCUACCUUUCCCGUUUUCGACAUAUUAGCGAGCGUGAAACGCUAAACCUUCAAAAUGUCCAUCCGACCGGUCUAUCGACCUAAAAUCGUGAAGAAGAGGACGAAGAAGUUCAUCAGACAUCAGAGUGACAGAUAUGAUAAACUCAAGCGCAACUGGCGUAAACCAAAAGGUAUCGAUAAUAGAGUCCGCAGGCGUUUCAAGGGUCAGUACUUGAUGCCCAACAUUGGUUAUGGUAGCAACAAGAAAACGCGUCACAUGCUACCAACUGGCUUCCGCAAGGUCCUUGUACAUAACGUGAAGGAACUGGAAGUUUUAAUGAUGCAAAAUCGCAAGUUCUGCGCAGAGAUUGCACAUGGGGUUAGCAGUAAGAAGAGGAAAACCAUUGUCGAGCGUGCUCAACAACUUUCGAUACGCGUAACCAAUGCCAGUGCACGUUUACGUUCGGAAGAGAACGAGUAAGCAUUACUUUACGUGUAUUUUGGAAAUAAAAUAUUAAAAACAUA